This is a messenger RNA of Drosophila guanche, 8392 nucleotides long. RefSeq names its product neuronal acetylcholine receptor subunit alpha-7 (gene nAChRalpha5). Gene Ontology annotation, biological process: nervous system process; chemical synaptic transmission; monoatomic ion transmembrane transport. The transcript has 12 exons. Lineage: Eukaryota; Metazoa; Arthropoda; Insecta; Diptera; Drosophilidae. Gene Ontology annotation, molecular function: transmembrane signaling receptor activity; acetylcholine-gated monoatomic cation-selective channel activity. The coding region runs from base 1665 to 4052 and encodes 795 amino acids. Gene Ontology annotation, cellular component: postsynaptic membrane; neuron projection; synapse. The record is from RefSeq and is a predicted model, not a curated record.
CCACCAGCAAUGGAUGACAGAACUAAAAUAAAACAAAAACUAUAUAAAUGAAAAAAAUAUACACAUAAUUUAAGUCUAAGCAAUAUUUAUUCUGAUUGAGUGAGAGGAAAUACAAAAAUCCAACAGUGCGCGAAAAAUAAUCGAAAAUCGAACACUGCGUGAAAUAAUCUUUUAUAGUAAGACUCUAAAAACCCGAAACAAAUAUUACUAAAGCAAUGAAAAAAGGCUUAAAACAUGAACUCAACCAAAAACAAACUGCACAAAAUAAACUAUAAGCAUUAAACAAUAAUGAUGACGAGGAGAGAUAUUUCAAAUAUGUUGUAUAUAUUUUAAAAUAUAUUCAAACGAUGUAAAACUGUGUACCCCAUUGGGCGACAAAAGAUUUUAAAAUCAGUUUUAAUACGCAGCAACAACCGAAGGAAAUCAAUUGGAAUACAAAUUUUCUAUCAUAUAGAAAAUAUACUUAACGUAAAUUGUUAUAAAAAAGCAGCGAAUGCCGCUUACAUUUUCAAUAAGCUGUCAAAACACGCACAAGAUUGAUAUAAUAAAUACCAAGGAAAAUAAAAGAUAUAUUGUGGAAAUUUGUUCACGCAGAUUUAACUGAAUCAUUCGAUCCACUUGAUACAUAGUCGUACAUAUGCAUAAUCCGAUAAACUCAUCUAACUAAGUAAUAAUCAUUAUUGAGCUCAAGUUACUGGCAUUACAUUCAUAAAAUCUCAAUAAGUCACUGGAGACUAAUUUGAUAAAGUAUUUGAAACAGAGAAAAAACCAAGUUUAAUGAAUAAAACAAUAAAUGGAGCAUUUUUAAUAACAAUUAUUCACCUAGAUCAACUAACUAUUUAUAUACCAAUUGGAUCGCCUAAUAAUAUUGAAUGCAAAAUUAAAAGGAAAGAUAAAAGAGCCAACAAUUUUGGGACACAGCAAAGAGGAGCAACACCAGAAUAAUAGCAAAGCCAAAUGCUACGAAGCACUGCCAUAUACAACUGCAAGUGAUUGCACGGCGAGGACUCGUCAUUUACAAAUAAGAACAUACACAAAUAUAGGAUAAGAAGCAACUGGAGUAGAGGAAAUUUUUACAAAAUCAGAGACUACGGACAACUUGAGAGGCAAGAGGCAAAACACUGGAAGAAAAGCAACAGCAGCAGCAGCAGCAAGAGCAACAUCAACCAAUUAGGAACUUGUUUUUAAAAGAUCUCACAACAGCAACAACAAAAAACACGAAAAGUGUAAUAAUUUACAAGACUCUGUGUCUCACACUUUUGAAGCCAAAGGAGAAGCAAAAGCAUAAGGCAAAAGCACAAGCACAAAACCGACGCUAAAGUGUAAACUUUUAUAAUAGGCAAACAAAAGAAAAAGCAAAUAAAACGCUCUUAGGGUUGUAAAGGAAACGAGCAAACAAGAGGAAAGCCAUAAUAAUAUUGCAGUGGUUGGCAAACAAUAAAACACAUACUCGCCAUAUUGAUAAAAGCAAAAACGUUGAGAAUCUCAUAGUAUUAGAAAGUAUUAAGGACAACCAAACCAAAGCGAACAAAGUCGGGGAAAAUGUAAGCUGCAGCAGCUGGAUAAGGCAGAAGAAAUCCCUAAAUUAAAUUAUUAUAAUCUAGUGGAGGGAGCAGUGGAGGGCAGAAACAUAUCCGCUGGCAACAUCCAACACGAGAGAGACUAUGAAAAAUGCACAACUGAAGCUGAGUGACGUUGACGAUGAUGAUGAGCUGUGGCUGGCAGUCAGAUUAGCGCAGUGCAGCAACAGCAGCAGAAGCAGGAGCAACAAAAACAACCAGCAACUUUCCCAACUGCAACUAAGGAGCUUAAGUAAAAAAAACUACAGCACUGUAGCACGGCAAAAUGUAGCCUGCAAAGCGAGCAACAAUGGACAGCAACAGUCGCUAGGCAGCAACAUGUUGUCGCCACAGGCAGCUGCUGCAGUGGCAGUGGGAGCAGCAGCACCAGGAGCAACAAAAGAAACAGUUUCUACCGGCAAUCAUGCAACAACCCAACAACAGACAAACAUAAGACUGUGCGCACGCAAGCGACAAAGAAUGCGUCGACGACGAAAAAGAAAACCAGAAAUAGUAUCAGAAGCAGCAGAAGCAGAAUUUGCACAGGAAUUCACAACAGCAACACAAACAAAAACAAAAACAGAAACAGAAAUAGUAGAAACAUCUAGCAAUAUCAACAUUAGCAACAAUUUAUGGCCAAUAGCAACCUACAUGCAGUGCCGCAGCAGCAACAAUCCAUCAAUAAUGCCUGACAUUUCGCCAGCAACAUUCAGCUGCUUGCUCCAAGUGUUGUUCGUGAGCGUGCAACAGCGAGCGGAAGUCCUGCUUAGAGGAAUCGUAAGCUGCACCACCGUCAUCAUUUCCUACUUAAACAGGAUUGCAACACUGCUGAGAAGAAGAGGCAGUCAGAGCAGCAGCAACCAAAGCAACAGCAACAGCAGCAGCAGCAGCAGCAGCCACAGCAGCAGUGCGAAAAUAAUUAACGGACUUAAUAAACACUCAUGGAUAUUUUUAUUGAUAUAUUUGAAUUUAUCUGCUAAAGUUUGCCUAGCAGGAUAUCAUGAAAAGAGACUGUUACAUGAUCUUUUGGAUCCAUAUAAUACACUAGAACGUCCCGUUCUCAAUGAAUCGGACCCGUUACAAUUAAGCUUUGGUUUAACUUUAAUGCAAAUUAUUGAUGUGGACGAGAAAAAUCAAUUGCUUGUCACGAAUGUGUGGCUGAAACUGGAGUGGAACGACAUGAACCUCCGCUGGAACACCUCCGACUACGGGGGAGUGAAGGAUCUACGCAUACCGCCGCAUCGCAUCUGGAAGCCGGACGUGCUGAUGUACAACAGCGCCGACGAGGGAUUCGACGGCACCUACCAGACUAAUGUCGUGGUGAGGAACAACGGGUCGUGUCUGUAUGUGCCGCCGGGAAUCUUUAAGUCGACAUGCAAGAUAGAUAUCACGUGGUUUCCCUUUGACGAUCAGCGUUGCGAGAUGAAGUUCGGCAGCUGGACCUAUGAUGGAUUUCAGCUGGAUUUACAAUUACAAGAUGAAACUGGCGGUGAUAUCAGCAGUUACGUGCUCAACGGCGAGUGGGAACUACUGGGUGUUCCAGGCAAGCGUAACGAGAUCUAUUACAACUGCUGCCCGGAACCGUAUAUAGAUAUAACCUUUGCCAUCAUCAUCCGCCGAAGAACGUUAUACUACUUCUUCAAUCUGAUUAUACCCUGUGUGCUGAUUGCUUCAAUGGCUCUGCUGGGAUUCACUCUGCCACCGGACUCGGGUGAAAAAUUAUCACUGGGUGUUACAAUCCUGCUCUCGCUGACCGUGUUUCUCAAUAUGGUUGCCGAGACUAUGCCGGCCACAUCCGAUGCGGUGCCUUUGUUAGGUACAUAUUUCAAUUGCAUAAUGUUUAUGGUAGCUUCAUCCGUUGUGUCAACGAUUUUAAUAUUAAAUUAUCAUCAUCGAAAUGCUGAUACGCACGAAAUGUCCGAAUGGAUACGCAUCGUAUUUUUAUGCUGGCUGCCAUGGAUAUUACGAAUGAGUCGCCCGGGACGACCACUGAUUCUGGAGUUCCCGACCACGCCCUGCUCGGACACUUCGUCUGAGCGCAAGCAUCAGAUACUCUCCGAUGUCGAGCUGAAAGAGCGCUCCUCGAAAUCACUGCUGGCCAAUGUUCUGGACAUCGAUGAUGAUUUUCGCCACAAUUGUCGCCCCAUGACGCCAGGCGGAACACUGCCGCACAACCCAGCCUUCUAUCGCACGGUUUAUGGACAAGGCGACGAUGGCAGCAUUGGACCAAUUGGCAGCACUCGAAUGCCAGAUGCGGUCAGUCAUCACACGUGCAUCAAAUCAUCAACAGAAUAUGAAUUAGGUUUAAUCUUAAAGGAAAUUCGCUUUAUAACUGAUCAGCUACGUAAAGAUGACGAGUCAAAUGACAUUGCCAAUGAUUGGAAAUUUGCAGCUAUGGUCGUUGACAGACUGUGCCUUAUCAUAUUCACAAUGUUCACAAUAUUAGCCACAAUAGCUGUACUACUAUCAGCACCACAUAUUAUUGUCUCGUAGCCAUAUGGGCGAGGUGGUUAUUGUUAUUGGUUUUAUUAUAAAAUCAAUUUGUUAAUUAUUAAAUUAAUAACGAAAAUUUUUAAGUAAAUUAAAACCAAAAAGAAAACACUAAAAACCACAAAAAAAGAGAAAAACACUUGAUAUAAAUACCAUUGACUAAAUAAUACACAGAAAAAAUGCUUAAAAAAAAAUAAACAAAAUCUUGUCUUUAAAACGCAAUAAUUUAAAUAUAAACAAGUGAACUCGUUUAAAGAAAGUCUUUCGUAAAAAAACACAUACACAACAAGAGACUUAACAAAAAAUCAUGUACUACCAUUGUUUACAACAUUUUUAAUUCCAAUUUUCCUAAUUCUGUAGAAAACAAUAUCUAAAAACUGAUAAUAAAUUAAGUUUAAAAAGAGUACCCCCAAACCUCCUCUCCCCUCUCCCAAACGACAUUAUCUCAUUCUUCCACUGAAUAUACAUACAUAUACACACAUAUAUAUGAAUGCAAGCAAAACGGGUAUAUUUUCCUUUAAAGUUUUUAUAUUUUUUUUAAUAAAGGAGAAUACUUAUUGAUAAAAAAUAGACAGAUUUUCAGAUUUUUUUUUUUGGAUACGCUUGAAAUUAUAUUGCUGUUUUUUGAGAAUUGAAGCAAGAUCCCAACAAUUUUUGGAAGACUUCAUUUUGUGAGCUUUAUAGUGAGAAAUUGUAGAUGAAAAUAAAUUCUAAUAUAAAUAAUUGUACACACUUACUCGGACUAAGUGAAUGUAUGUAUGUAUAGGGGAUUGGAACCAAUGUUUUUGAAUCAACAGAUGAAUAAUAACCAGAUUUGUGGCUAGCCCAUGGAAGUCCCAAAUUCCAAGGAAAACUUUCAGCGAACUUCAUUUAUAGUCACUUAGGGAAAAUACACAAAUUUCGCCUUUCUUCUCCUCUCUAGACAAAAACGCAUUUCUAAAACAGAACCAAUUAACCUAACAUAUCCACUACUACGUAAAUGUAUACCCUCCCCGUUGUAAUUUUUACUUUGAACAGAACCCCAUAGGAUAAACACAAAAACCCAAAAGCAAAUCCAAGCCCAAACCCAAACACAAAUCCCAAAAUCCCCUAAAAGUCCAUUAAACCCAUUAAAGCAAACCAAAACCAAUAGAAUAACCCAUCCAAAUUGGAAUUAGAAAAGAAUUCACAAAAGUUUAACUAAGAAAGAAAAGAAAAACGAGAAAUAUGACGCGAAUGAGAUUUAUCCAGUGAUUUUGAGUGAACCAGCCCAUUGCGCACAGCAGUGGGAAUGUUUCUCAUAGAUGGCAUUCCCUCUAGAUUGGCGCGGCAGCGAGGCAAAAUUGAUCAAAUUUAAUGGCUGCGAGCAAUAAUAUCUGCGUGUUGAUGAAUUGCAUGAUUUUUUGGUGAUGCAAACGAUGAUCGAGCGAAUUAUUGCAUGGACCUAUGCAGGCCUCGUGCAAGAGUUCGCUCAUUCAUCGCAGUGAGAACAGCGAAACAUCGUACACAGUCUAACUUUUGGUAUUGAUAUGAGCUAUUUAUAAUUUAUGAUAUUCAUUUUUGAUUUAAUAUUGAAUACUAAAAGUUUAUACACUGUACAAACACCAGAAGCAAUUCACUACAAACAAAACAAAAGCUGAACAAUGAAUAGGAUAGAGAGGCAAGUCGAACAAAUACGAUUACCGAUAUAUACUCGAUAUAUAAACAUAUAUACCAAUAACAAUGAACAUCACAAGACCAUAGAACUCACAAACAUGCCGGUGCAUGGGUAAUUAUGUGCUUCGCUUUAGUAUUGAGCGCACAAAACAUACAUACUUGAAAACGAACAAGAACAAACAACACAUAUACUCGUAACCCAAGGAGCUUUAUACAAUUAUAUACAUACUCGUAUGAUAGAGGCGAUCUCUGCGAUCGGGAGUCAGUCUAGUCGGACCUAAUCUCUCAUACAUUUGAUACAUACAUAUGUAGAUACAUACUAUGUAAAUCCACUACCAAAUAGUCGAUUGUUGGAUGACUCUUCAAUCCUUAGAGUAUGAUCUUACAGUAUGUUACUGUCCGCUAACUAGCCAAGCACACAAUUUCUACAACAAAACAAAAUAAAUAACACAUGCAACAAAAUCUUAAAAAUUAACAAGGCAUGGGAGUCGGUCGAGAAACUGCUAAGAACAAGACGGAGGAGAAACUCUGACAGAUCUCUUUUACAGACCCGAAGAUGAUCCCAGGCCAGAGUCUUUUCCUUCCUUGUUCCAGUGUCAUUUUUCUCAACUGAAUACCCAAUACACAAUGCCAAAAGCGAACGAAUGAAAUAAAAAUUGAGUUUGACUAAUUUCACACAACAUUUUCUUUCCACACAAAAGAAAACGUUAAACAUGGAAUUAAUUUUUUAAUUUUUAAGUUACAGUUAUUCUGCUUCUAAUUGUAAAUCUUGUGCAAUGAAAACAAUCAGAAUUUUUCUUUGAAUAUAAACUAAGCGAACAAAAAGAAACGAAACAGAAACCAAAACUGAUACAAGCAAACAAAAAAGGCAACAGCAAAAGCAAAAGCAAAAGCAGAGAAAAACAAAACAAUAAUUUGCAAGAAUAAAUAAUGGGAAAUAUGAUAAGUAACUAAACGAAAUCACACAACUUAGUCUAAGCCACACAGAUUACACAGACCGAGAAACUCGUAGCUGUAAUUAAAAUUCUAUCCAAAGAGCUGAAAGAAACAGAGAUACGAGUACAACCACAACAGAACAGCUAGCAAUAGUUUUAAGAGCAAACCAAACGAGUAUAUUGAGGAAUGGUUCCACUCGUAUUCGGAUUAUUUUUAUUUUUAUGACUUUGGGUUUUAGACAAUUUUGAAGCAAUUUUAUAUCGAAUUUUGUAUGCCAGCCAUUUUAUAGCUAUACAAUCUUUUGAUUAAACCUUUCCAUUUCAUUUUUAACGUUUAUUUUUUGGGAACAGUUUGAAUUUGUAUUUAUGAAUAAGGCUUAGCUUUUGAUAAACGAUAAAUGGGGUAACCAAAAUGUAUGUGGAAUGCAGAUUAGUGGAUUUUGAUGAAAGGUGAAAUUCGAUGUAUUUUUUGUUAGAUGCCUACCAGAUCAGCGGGAAUACAAAUAGAUCAGAGACAGAUAGACAGAUUUAGUGGGGAUUUUUGUUCGUCUUUUUUGAUAUGGAUAUACGUUUAUUUUGUAUGCUUUUCCAAGUGAACGUCAGUGAGAACAAUUAACGAUAGAUUUCAAUCCUACUCAUAAGAAUAUCUAUAAAUAGAGAACAUAGCAACAAGCUGCCAGCAUGAGAAAUAAAAACAAUAACUAAUUUUAAAUGUUUUAUACAUUUCCAUCAAUUGUGCUCAUUUAAAGAAAAGUCAGAAAAGCGGAAAUAAACUCAAAUAAAAUAAACCAGCUCUGGACAGAUUCGAUACAAGCAGCAGUCGAUACGGGAUUAUGUUCAACAUUCAAUUAGCUGAAGUUGAAGGAGCGUCUACACAUAAGCAAUUUUUAAACGAAAUGUCACCCAAGUAAAUAGAUUUAGAAAAUAGUGAGGCCCCACGAGGUGGAGGAACCUAAUCGAACAUAUUAUUCACAUCCAGACAACUGGUCAAGUUGGUUGGGAUUAAUACUCGUACUAAUACCUACAUUUCUAGGGCAUAAAAAGGACAGCGUUUUGGAAAGCGUUUCUUUCAUCAUACAUACAUACGAUACGGUACACAACACAUGCAUAUAUACAAUAUGUACAUGUAUGUUUAAAUGAUAUACAUAUGCAUAUGUGUGAGUGCAGACAUAUAUAUAUAUAUAUAUAUACUUCUUUUUUACACUGGCAAACAAGUAUAGAGUAUACAUACAUAUAGCAUAUAUACCUUGUAAUACAUAAUACAAGAAAAUAUUUGAAAGCAAAUGAAACUUUUUCCUACAACUAGUUGCAUUUAAAUGAAUUUUAAAAAAUAUACCUAAAAGUAUAUAUUUAUUAAAAAGAAAAGAAAAAUGAAACAAAACAAAAAUGAAACACAAAAACCAACUCUUUCUCUACUAAAAACCAAACCAACAAACAGAAAAAGAAAAGAAACUUUAAUAUAACAUUUAAUUAGACAUUUAAUAAGGGUUAUGUGAAAACAGAGUCAAGCGAGAAGAAUCGUAAACUAGUAAAUAUUUAAAUUAAAUUAAUUUUAAAAAGUGAAGAGCAAAACAAAAGAGAAGCGCUGAUUUUUUAUGUCGUUAUUAGUAUUUAAAUUUAAAUAAUUGCAUAUAAAGAAAACAGAAUAAAGAAUUAAAUGACAAAACCAAAAAUAUAAGAUAUAAUAAACAAAAAAUUAGAAGAAAAUUGACAAAUUGGUCAUUUUGACCUAGUAAAUUAUAGAAAAAAAAUAAAACCAAAAUUGAAAGUAAA